Aspergillus candidus is the source of this 877-nucleotide messenger RNA. RefSeq names its product NUDIX hydrolase. Gene Ontology annotation, cellular component: nucleus; cytoplasm. Gene Ontology annotation, molecular function: bis(5'-adenosyl)-hexaphosphatase activity; diphosphoinositol-polyphosphate diphosphatase activity; bis(5'-adenosyl)-pentaphosphatase activity. The transcript has 2 exons. The coding region runs from base 182 to 661 and encodes 159 amino acids. Gene Ontology annotation, biological process: diadenosine hexaphosphate catabolic process; diadenosine pentaphosphate catabolic process; diphosphoinositol polyphosphate metabolic process. NCBI's taxonomy places the organism in Eukaryota, Fungi, Ascomycota, Eurotiomycetes, Eurotiales, Aspergillaceae. The record is from RefSeq and is a predicted model, not a curated record.
UUUGGCCUUUUCUUUCCAUUUUUUUUUUUUCCCUCCAUAGGGUCUAUAUCAUUCUUUUCAAAUUCGUCGCGUGGGAGGAACAGUUAGCGCUAUACACCCGCGUCGACGCUCGACCCAUCCUCUCUUCUAUCUCCUAUACUUAUAUCUAUUCUUUUCCCUUUUUCAUUUCUUGUGGUCCAAGAUGAUCGACCAAUCUCGCUCAAUGGAGUCCCGAGUAGGACGGAAAAACCAACGGUACGGAUCAAAAGGCGAAAGGCUCGUCGCAGGGGUAGUCCCCCUGUCAGCGGACAAGACUCGGGUCCUGAUGAUCCAGUCUGCGGGACGAGGCGGUUGGGUGCUCCCUAAAGGGGGUUGGGAGACUGACGAGGCAAGCGCCUCGCAGGCCGCCUGUCGGGAGGCCUGGGAAGAAGCCGGGGUAAUCUGCACCGUGCAGCGAGAUCUGGGAAUGAUCCCAGACAUGCGGCCGUCGAAUCUUCUGACGGCCACCGCCCCGAAGGCCUCGUAUCACUUUUUUGAGGUCGCGGUCGAGCGGGAAGAGGAGCAGUGGCCUGAGAUGCACAAGCGAAAACGGCAGUGGGUUCCAUAUGCCCAAGCCGCUGCCUCGCUUGCCAGUCGUCCGGAACUCCUGGAGGCGUUAAAUCGCAGCUCCCUUCGGAGGUAGCGAUGGCCUCCUGUCCUCUGACUCCCCACGGAGUUGAAGAGCGACAAUACAGACAGAACAACAACAACAGCAGCGACAAAAACAAAAAAAAAGAAAAACAGAAAGGAAAAAAAAAUACCGAUUGGGGAUGAUCCACCUCCCGUGGUUUUUUUUUCUGUUUCCCUUCACGAUUUACUAUGAUCCUUCCUCUGCAAAAGGAAAUCCGGACAUUUCACU